CCCCUUCCCUCAUCGAACAGCCAUGUGAAUUGACUCCUAAAUCCCUCACAAACCCCGCACUCCUCCUCUCUGAUUAGCUAGCUAGUGAUCAGAUUUUAAUUAAUUAAUAGUUUUAACAAACAAAUAUUCAAUCAAUCCCUGCAUUUUAAAAAUAUACCAGGAACAAUUCUGAGCGCAGCUUAGCUUAAUUAAUACACAAACAGACACACUUUCUCUCUCUGUUCUUCUUUCUUUCCCGUCUUCUUCUUCUUCUUCUCCAUCGACUCUCUCAUCUCAAUCCCUGGGUCGUUCUUCGUCUUCUUUCCGCCCGCCAUGGAUCAUAUGCCUUCUCCUUCCUAUUCAGUACCGCUUCUUCUUCUUCGACAUCUUUGAGCUCCCGAGUAGUCUCCAGGUUUCUUCCAAUUCCUGAUUCUGCCUGCUCUCUGUUCUCCGUGGCGGGAAACUCACGCCCAUUGCUGACAUCAGUUUGAAAUCCACAACCAGCUUAUUGAGGUACCCCAAACAGUUAAAAAAGAUAGCAUGAACUCUUCAUCAACUCAGUUCGUGACUUCGGGAGGGAUGGGGAUGUAUGAUCAUAUGCACCAGCUUAGCAUGUGGGGAGAAAGUUUCAAGAGUAAUGGAAGUCCUCAUCCACUGUCAUCAAUGCUUCUACCGAAUACAUCCCCGUCAUUGAUUAUAACAGCAGAUAUGAAGCUAGACAAUCAGUCAGAAGAUACUUCCGGGACCCCUGGACCGCUUAAUAAGUACGACCAAGAAGUGACUAAAUCGAGUGAGAAGAUACAAAGGCGUCUUGCCCAAAACCGUGAGGCUGCUCGUAAAAGUCGUCUACGUAAAAAGGCAUAUGUGAAACAACUAGAAUCAAGUCGUUUGAAGUUGAUGCAGUUGGAGCAGGAGCUUGACAGAGCCAGACAACAGGCAUGUCUCAGAGGUUUAUAUGUGGCCAGUGGAGUAGAAGCUAGUCAUGUGGGGUUUAAUGGAGCAGUAAACUCAGGAAUCGCAACAUUUGAGGCGGAGUACGGACAUUGGCUAGAGGAGCAGCAGAAGCACGUCUCUGACCUUCGAGCCGCUGUAACUUCCAACAUAAGCGAUGGAGAAAUGCGCGUACUUGUAGAAGCUAGCUUGAACCACUAUUACGAACUCUUCCGCAUGAAGGGAGCUGCAGCCAAGGCCGAUGUGUUCUAUGUCAUGUCUGGCCUGUGGAAGUCUUCAGCAGAACGGUUUUUCCUCUGGAUUGGAGGCUUUCGUCCAUCAGAACUUAUUAAGAUUUUGAGGCCAAAGAUUGAGCCCUUGGCAGAACCACAACUUCAGGGUAUCUGCAACCUAGGGCAACUAUGCCAACAAGCGGAAGACGCCCUGUCGCAAGGGAUGGACAGACUUCAGCAAACGCUAGCUCAGAGUGUAGCAGAUGGUCAACUGGGAGAAGCAAGCUACUCGCCGCAGAUUGAUACUGCCAUGGAGAAGUUGGAUGGCGUAGUUCGUUUCGUUCGCCAGGCGGACCAUCUGCGGAAAGCAGCCCUUGUGCAGGUGUCACAGAUCCUGACACCGCGUCAGGCAGCUCGAGGACUGCUGGUUUUGGGAGAAUACUUUGAAAGGCUUAGGGCUCUAAGCCAAGUCUGGGCAACGAAUACUAGGGAGCCGGAGUAGGGUUCUGAUGCUUCCUCCGCAAGGCAAGACCUGGAGACGGGGAUUUUCGCUAUGUCGAUUGAUGUCUUUGUUGAUAAUGUUGUAGUUGAGAACAUGUCUCUGUGGGGGGCAUAUAUAUAUAUAUAAUCUUUCUUAGCUUCUAGCUGCUGAGAUUUUUGAAGCAGCCUCAAGAUCCCUUUAAUUGAUAAAAUUGUAAAUAUUAUUUUACCAAUUUUCAACUCCCUAGCAAGUUUGCAUAAAGAGAGAGGAUGGAAUAAAGAUCAUUUCCAAGCGUGUGCAAGCAAGGAAGAGCUUUAUUUGUUUGUACUAGUGAAAGUUUCUGUAUAUACAGAUUGUUGUUAAAGCUAGAAAAACAAUAAUUUGUACUUUGUUGCUAGAGCUAGGAUUAUAUGAGGAUCUUGUGGACAAUAUUGUUAGAUUUGGUUUUGUUUGGGUGUUUUGGGGUCUGCAAUUUGGUGCUUUCUAGUUUAUACACUUUUAAUGUUGUUAGAUGAUCUUAGUGUAUUCAAUUAAUCAUUUCAAAAUGUG
Messenger RNA from Linum tenue, 2172 nucleotides. The record is from the annotation of a GenBank genome assembly. NCBI's taxonomy places the organism in Eukaryota, Viridiplantae, Streptophyta, Magnoliopsida, Malpighiales, Linaceae.